Pundamilia nyererei is the source of this 3918-nucleotide messenger RNA. It is a transcript of the gene sv2ca, whose product is annotated as synaptic vesicle glycoprotein 2Ca. The transcript has 13 exons. The record is from RefSeq and is a predicted model, not a curated record. Gene Ontology annotation, cellular component: synaptic vesicle membrane. NCBI's taxonomy places the organism in Eukaryota, Metazoa, Chordata, Actinopteri, Cichliformes, Cichlidae. Bases 577 to 2778 code for a protein of 733 amino acids. Gene Ontology annotation, molecular function: transmembrane transporter activity. Gene Ontology annotation, biological process: chemical synaptic transmission; transmembrane transport.
CAGUGCUGCGCGUCAGUCACCUAACUAGAUUGUUCCAUCAGACGGAAUUACCCGCAUCACUCAAUGAAAUACAAUUAUUGAUUACACCGGCCCUCCCUCUCCCCAACCACCACCUCUGUUUUUCGCUCUCUGCUUUCCCUGAAGUGCUGCAGCGAGAGAGGACCGCAUCGAAAAAGAAAGAGAGAGGGAGAGAGAGAGGGAAAAAAAAGAAAAACAGUCGUGCGCCGGCAGUUUCCUCUGAUCCUAUUCUACAGUAAAAAGCCCACAAGAUUUUUUUUCCUUCUUCUUUUUUCUUUUUCCCGAGAGCAAAAGCAGAGUCCGGUGCAAUGGCUCACAAUCAGCUCGGUCCAAUUUUCUCGCCAUAAAUGACGACUGGUCCAUGAUUGCCACAGCCAUUGUGGUUAAUCUCCUGUGGUGACUGCAGACUCAAGAGUUUCCUUCCCACAUCCCAAGACCCACUGAUCUCACCAUUCCUCUAACUCGCCUUUACAUUUGCCCCUUUUCCCCUCUCUUCCCUCUUUCUUCUACUUCUUGCCACCAUCAGCACCCCUGCAAAGGCCUACUUUUGGAGCCAAAAUGGAGGACACUUACAAUAAUAGGACUUCCCUAGUUAAGGGGGCCAAGGACAUUGUCAAGGAGGCCAAAAAGCACGCAACAAAGAAAGUCAACAAGGCGGUAGACCGUGCUACAGAUGAGUACUCUUCUCACCGCAACUACACUCGAUUCCAGGACGAGGUGGAUGAAGAUGAGGAUUUCUACCAGAACCCGCCGAGGCAGGACGGCGAGAGCUACCCCGACAAUGAGGAGGGCUCAAGUGAUGCUACAGAGGGCCACGACGACGAGGACGAGAUCUAUGAGGGCGAGUACCAGGGCAUCCCCUCAUCCGCAGGAGACAAGAAGCAGGGCCAGGUGGCACUGGGGAAGCCGAUGUCUGAUGGCACAAAGGACCGUGGCGAGCUGGAACAGGAGAGGCAGGCGGAUGAGGAGGAGCUGGCCCAGCAAUAUGAGCUGAUCAUCCAGGAGUGUGGCCACGGCAGGUUCCAGUGGCAGCUGUUCCUGGUGCUCGGGCUGGCACUCAUGUCGGAUGGGGUGGAGGUGUUUGUGGUGGGCUUUGUGCUGCCCAGUGCAGAGACAGACAUGUGUGUGCCCAACUCCAGCUCGGGAUGGCUAGGCAGUGUUGUGUACUUGGGAAUGAUGGUCGGAGCGUUCUUCUGGGGAGGAAUGUCUGACAAAGUGGGCCGUAGACAAUGCCUCCUCAUCUGCAUGUCCACGAAUGGCUUCUUUGCCUUCCUGUCAUCUUUCGUCCAGGGAUAUGGCUUCUUCCUCGUUUGCCGUCUCGUCGCGGGUUUCGGGAUAGGAGGUGCUGUGCCCAUCGUCUUUUCCUUCUUUGCCGAGGUGCUGUCCAGGGAGAAAAGAGGAGAGCACCUCAGCUGGCUGUGUAUGUUCUGGAUGAUUGGUGAGAUCUAUGCAUCUGCUAUGGCAUGGGCCAUCAUACCACACUAUGGUUGGAGCUUCAGCAUGGGUUCAGCAUACCAGUUUCACAGUUGGAGGGUGUUUGUCGUCGUCUGCGCCCUACCCUGUGUGUGCGCUGUGGUGGCACUUACCUUUAUGCCUGAAAGUCCCAGGUUUUACCUCGAGGUGGGGAAGCAUGAUGAAGCCUGGAUGAUCCUUAAACAGAUUCACGACACCAACAUGAGAGCGCGUGGGCAACCUGAGAAAGUCUUCACUGUAAACAGGAUCAAAACUCCACGGCAGUUGGAUGAAUUUGUUGAAAUGGAAUCAGAAUCUGGCAACCCAGUUUCCAAGGCUUUCUUCAGGAUAAAGGCUGAAGUUCGUGGGAUCUAUCUGAACCUUAUGAAGUGUUUCAACUACCCAAUGCGAGAAAACAUGUUGCGACUGGCCAUAGUGUGGUUCACGCUGUCAUUCGGAUAUUAUGGCCUGUCAGUCUGGUUCCCUGAUGUCAUCAAACACCUGCAGGCUGAUGAGUAUGCCUCUAAAGUGAAGAUCCAUAACAAUGAACGCAUCGAAGGCAUCACCUUCAACUUCACCCUGGAGAACCAGAUACACAAAAAUAUUCUCUUCAUUAACGACCACUUUGUCAAUAUGAAGCUGAAGUCUGUCACCUUCAUUGACUCCACCUUUCGUAACUGCUACUUUGAUGAUGUGACAUCAGUGGGCUCCUUCUUCAGGAACUGUACCUUCAUUGACACGUUCUUCUUUAACACAGAUAUCGAUGAAUCUAAAUUAAUUGAUGGCACAGAGGUGAUCAACAGUACAUUUACCCACAACAAGACAGGGUGCCAGAUGACUUUUGAUGAUGACUACAGCGCCUACUGGGUUUACUUCAUCAACUUUCUGGGGACCCUGGCUGUUCUUCCUGGCAACAUCGUGUCUGCUCUCCUUAUGGAUAAAAUUGGGCGUCUCUCUAUGUUAGGUGGCUCCAUGAUCCUAUCAGGCAUCAGCUGUUUUUUCCUGUGGUUCGGCACCAGUGAAUCCAUGAUGAUUUUCAUGUUGUGCCUUUAUAAUGGCCUCAGCAUCUCUGCCUGGAACUCCCUGGAUGUUGUCACCACCGAGUCCUUCCCUACUGUCAGGAGGGGAACAGGCUUUGGGUUCUGUAAUGCUCUGUGUAAGCUGGCAGCAGUUCUAGGGAACCUGAUUUUUGGCUCUCUUGUUGGCAUUACCAAGGCCAUUCCUAUCCUCAUGGCGUCAUCAGUGCUUGUUGGGGGGGGCCUGGUUGGACUACGGCUGCCUGACACUCGGGCGAAUGUCCUCAUGUAACACUAGUGUAGCAGUGCUCACCUGGGCUAAAAUCUGGAUGUGAGAGUCCUAGAGAAACCCCGGUAUGCGUUUUGAGGAAGCAGUGCAGCUGGCUUGGUUUUUUAUACAUAUCUUAACACACAUCUCAAAGCUCGCUGAUGUAUAAAUGGUGAAGCAAAACCGCAAACACACCUUUUCACAAUGUGUCUGAUGCAAACCUUGUGAGGUGAUAAGUUCAACAUUUUGUGAAUCAUUCACCUACAGAGUUCUCGUUAGAGUUUGGUUUGUUGAGGUUGCACCUUCUAGCUGCAGUCAUUGCUUAUGUGGUAAAACUGCACGGUUAAAAUCUGAAGGCUUUUAAUAUUGAUACAGUCUUAUUAAGCCAAUCCAGAUGGAUAGAAAAGUGCAAAAACAAGCUGUAAUGAGCACAGCCAACCUGCUGUGUGACAACGCAGGGACUAGAUGAUCAGACAGUUCAUACUCGUGACACAGCUGUAUGACAGCUGGCUUGCCCACAGAACCAACUAUCAGUACACAGACCAUGUGUGCCGAUAGUCAUCAUACAGAAAUAAAUAUAAAGAAAAACAUGCAGCAGGUACCUCAUUUGCAAAGGUGAGAUACAUAUAUCUAAUUAUUUUCACUCGCUUGCAUCUAACAUCAGUCUGCUGUAUUUAGAUCAGUGUCAUAUUUGCUCCUAUAUCAGCAACCUUCACAAAGAAGCCCAUUUACAUCAGAGACCAAGCCCUUUGCACUACUUACCCAACCAAGAAUCAAAAAGGCCAUAUAGAAACACUUUUCCUGUAUCAAUAAUUGUAUGUCACGUUGAAUAUGAACAUGGAAAUUUUUAUUUUCUGCUGUGUGUUUGUGAAAGCCAAAAACAAUGAUUUGUUCCUUUUGUCCAAAUCUCUAUGUGGUAUUAUUAUUAUUAGUAGUAUUAUUUAAAAAAAGCUCUAAGAGGAGCUAUCCUUCUGAUUUAGCUUUGUGUUGGAUCCUGCUUGUGGCAGUAACAUGUCAUGCUGCUUCCUUUCAAAAAUACUGAAUGGCCUUUUUUAAUGUGCCUCUCCUUGACUGGAGCAGAUGCCCGUAGUCAUGUGCUGUCCAAAGGUUUUAAGGAACAGACAGAAACUGAACAGGCAUUAGAUUAAAAAAAAAAGAAUAAGU